Messenger RNA from Pneumocystis jirovecii RU7, 369 nucleotides. RefSeq lists its product as uncharacterized. The transcript has 8 exons. The record is from RefSeq and is a predicted model, not a curated record. Lineage: Eukaryota; Fungi; Ascomycota; Pneumocystomycetes; Pneumocystales; Pneumocystaceae. The coding region runs from base 1 to 369 and encodes 122 amino acids.
AUGAUUUUGAGAAGGUGGUUUGAUCGACGGGGACGGAGAUUUGUGGAGCGCGAUCGAACGUUGAUUUUACGUAAAGAAGUGAAGAAACGUGAAUUGAAGAGGAAAAAAACAGAGAGUGUUUUUGAAGGAAAAAAAACGGAUGAAAAUAGGCGAAAUUUUAAGGAGAUUGGUUGUUUGGAGGAAGUUUGGAAGAAUGAGCUCUUAAGACAUUUUGGAACAGUCCGUUUUUUAAUUUUAGUUAAGCGGUUUGAAUUAUGUGGGAUUCUAAAAGAAAUCGUUGGAAAUGUUUUUGUGCAAAGAAGCAUCAAAGGAAACCGUAAAAUAGCAAUGAUGAUCGUGGGUAAAAGGUCUGAUCUUUUGAACUUUUGA